Funneliformis caledonium is the source of this 858-nucleotide messenger RNA. Lineage: Eukaryota; Fungi; Glomeromycota; Glomeromycetes; Glomerales; Glomeraceae. The record is from the annotation of a GenBank genome assembly.
AUGACAAAACAACGCAAAAUAAAUAUUAGUCUUAUAUCACCAGGUGUGCUUGUUGAAAAAUACCAUUAUGGUUCAUAUUCUCGCUAUUGGUGGCAAUCUUUACUUAAUUCUGAGGAAAUUACAACUUAUUUUCCUAUUCAAGUGAAGCAAACAAUUAAAGCAAUGCUCAACAAUUGUGAAUUUAUUAUUACAGUAGUUGUUGGCAAUAAAGACAAUAAUAUCUUUUUACUGAGUUAUAUGUGUCAAUGUAAUGAAAUUGUAGGAAUUGCAAAUAAUCUGACUAAUGCUAUUUCUGAAGUUUAUUCAAAAAUCUUUGCAACGAAAACUCGCUAUUCUGAUUCAUUAAUAAUAGGAUGGAAUGACGAAAAUAUAGUAAAUGAAUUGAAUAAAGAUCAUUGUGCUGGACUGGGAUAUAAAUCUUCACUUCUUCAUAAAUUUAGAGAUAAACAGGCAUUGUUUAUUUCUAAAAUCAAAGAAACUUUAUGUACUGUUGAAAUUUAUCAAGAUCAAAAACUUCAAACUACAUAUUUAUUUAUAAAAUGGGAUGAACAAGAAAGUCCUCUAAUUGAACUAAACAAUGAAUUACAUAAUAUAUAUCCUGAAAAUCAUCAAUUUAGUAUACGUGAAAAAAGUGCAUGGCAGACCUUUCUUCAUGCUGCUGGUGCCAAUAAUGUAACUCCUUGGCCAUGUAAAGAACAGUAUCAAUUUUGGUCAAAAUCUAACUAUCCAGAACAAGAUCAUGCAUUACUUACCCAAUUAUAUCAAAUGAAAUUUCUUGUUAAGGAUAUUUCAACACCUAUUAAAAAUUCAACUUUAACUUUUUGGCAAUGCUUUAAUCAAUUACAAGAAAAUUUAGAU